AUGCCGUGUUUAUACCGUCGUCGCGCAGACGCUCUUAUGGCGUCAUACAACUCCAGCGGCUCCGACUAUAUGGACAAUUUUACUUCCGACGCUACAGUGAGCGACUUUCUGUUCAACGCAAUUGACAUGGACAAAGAAGCCACGCAUGGCUUCUUUUCCACCUUUCUCACUAAUAAUUCCGACGUGAACUUUAUAACGAGAGACGUGACCGGAUCGAAUGAGUUUCUUGCUCACGAAAUGCACAUUGACUUUAUCGCCGGCAGUGACAUCGAGAGCUUGAACAUUUCCAAGGGUCAAUUUGUGCGCCUCACAGGUGUUUCGGUGCAGCGGUGGCGGGAAGAAAACUCUGCAAGCCAGAAUAUUGAUGAGUUGACUAGAUGGAAAAUCUUUGAGCAGAAAGAUUACUUCUUUGUUGCGGAGAAGCGGAAUGCUGCUUAG
Molecule: messenger RNA, 438 nt
Organism: Beauveria bassiana ARSEF 2860
Lineage: Eukaryota; Fungi; Ascomycota; Sordariomycetes; Hypocreales; Cordycipitaceae
Exons: 2
Coding region: 1-438 (145 amino acids)
Source: RefSeq, a predicted model, not a curated record